Molecule: messenger RNA, 2073 nt
Organism: Anopheles merus
Lineage: Eukaryota; Metazoa; Arthropoda; Insecta; Diptera; Culicidae
Gene: cact
Product: NF-kappa-B inhibitor cactus
Exons: 5
Coding region: 329-1462 (377 amino acids)
Molecular function (GO): protein binding
Source: RefSeq, a predicted model, not a curated record
CACUCACACACCAAUGCUCAUACAUAGAUUUUGGUUGGUUGCGCGAGGUUGUGUUGCGUGUGCUCUCUCCAGAAAAAGUUAAUUAUUCCUUGUGUGUUGACGUCGUUCGUGUGAGAUUCUAGCAACUUUAUACGUCCAUUACGAUCGUAACGAACGGGAGCCCAUCGUGGUUGUAUUUCAUAAAAUCUUGACGCCCCAACGUACGCCAUUUUAUGACAUUAAUCACUAUUCACAUUCCACACCCGCGAAACAAUUGCUUCAAUUAGAGUCGCUAGUGAAACGCGUAGAGGUUUCGUAGAAGAGUAAAGCUUAUUGUGAAAAAGAAAAAAUGCAUCCAACGCGGGGAUCGGCAAUGAAUAACGUUUCGAUUACAGAUUCUAGUGGUCAGCCUAUGUCUGAUAAAAAGGAUUACUGUGACAGUGCAAAUACUGAUUCCGGGUUUCUUUCCGGGCAUAACCUCAACUCGUCUGAGGAUAUUGUCUCGGAGGAACAACACCGUGCUGUAGAAAAUAAUCAAAAUAUCGCUGGAUCGCACACCGUUGGUGCAAGUGAAAAACAACCCAUCGAGACGGAAACCGACCUAGACUCCGGGAUGAUUCCAGACGAGGAGCUAGAGUCCGGUAAUCUGGGCCUGAUGGACAUCUGCGAACGUUUCGACCGUUUGAUGAAGCGCGACUGGAUGAAAACGUUUCAGCAGGAUGAAUUUGGCGAAACUCAAUUGCACUUGGCAGUCUACGAAAGGAAUGAAGACCUUAUUUCCAAGCUGGUCGCAAACGUUCCACAGCAGUUUCUGAACAUUCAGAACGAUGCCGCGCAAACGGCACUGCAUUUGGCUGUCCUCACGGAACAGCCAAAGGUAGUGCGUCGAUUGUUGGUCGGUGGUAUCAAUCAAAGCAUCCGGGAUAUGGAUGGCAACACUGCGCUUCAUUUGGCCUGUAGUUUGGGGCGCGCACAAAUUGCCAAAGAACUGCUAACUCCAUCGUCGUGUUCCGAGCUUUCGCAAGGCGUAUCAUACACAAAGCUGCCACAGGAUCUGGAACAGUGGAAUUACGACGGCAAAACUUGCGUGCAUCUUGCUGCGGAAGCUGGCAGCAUGGAAACACUUCGAUGCUUAAUCAACGCUGGGGCUGAUAUAAACGCAAGGGAAGGAAAAUCUGGCAUGUCCGCUCUACACAUCAGCAUUGAAAAGGGCAACGAAGCAUUGGCCAACUUUUUGCUGGAUGAGUGCCCACUCUUGAGCUUAGAGGCUGUUACCUAUGCUGGCAUGACGGCUUAUCAGCUUGCACUUAUCCAAGACAAGCGGAUCUUGAUUGGUGACCUCACAAAACGCGGAGCAGAGCAAAUUUCCCUUCCUGCGAGCGACUCCGAGUCCGACUCUGAAGAUGAAAUGAUCAGUAACUACUACGGAGCGAGUGCGUUCUCAGCAACUUUCUCGGGAUUAUCGGCAAUCAAUGUGUCGUAGAGCCCACUGAUGUUUGUCAUCACUAACCCGAACGGCUGCGCUUUAACAAUAAUACGUACAAAGCUUUUUAGAGCGCGAAUUAUAAGCACACUUGCACAGAAUUUGAACGAAAGCUGUAAUGUAAAAUAAAUGUGACGAUUCUUUCCUUCUAAUAAGUGCCUUAUGUAAAUUGAACAGGAUAGAUACACCUGCAAAGGCUUAUGAUGGACUUUGCAUAGCUGUAACGAACUAUGAUUUGUUCAUCUGUUACGAAACAGCAGUAGCGCAAUUAUUGUAAUAUACAGGUCACACAAUAUCUAAUGUAAAACUGCGAGAGACAAAAAAAAACUGUAAACCUUCCUCAUUCAUCCUGUUGGCGGCGGCCCGUUCCUGACCAAAUCUAUAAAAAAAAAGUGACACGUGUUUAGGAAUUACCACCUUAAACCUUUACACACAGAGCCAUUUAAAAGCCUUCACCUAAUAAACACAAAAUCUUACUGACGUAGAACAGCAUAGACAUAGACCAGUAUACAUAUAUUAUUUAUAUGGUUUAAAAUUAACUUGUAAGAAAAUAAUGUACAUGCCAUGAUUAAUGUGGAGCAAACGGACGGAAUAAAAACAACGCUAAUCAA